AUGGUCACCAGCAACAACAGAGCCAUCACAACUAUUACUGCACCGCCUGGUCAACAACAGCAGAGCCAUCACAACUAUUGCUACCCGCUCGGUCACCAACAACAGCAGAGCCAUCCUGAAAUAUUACUACCACUCAGUCACCAACCGCACAGUCAUCUACAACUAUUACUACUACUGGUCACCAGCAACAACAGAGCCAUCACAACUAUUGCACCACUGAGGUCACCAACAACAACACAGGCCAUCCCACAGCUAUUACCACUCGGUCACCAACGCAGUCAUCCACAGCUAUUACUGCUACUGAGGUCGCCAACAACAAAACAGCCAUCCCACCUGGCCUAUUACUUUCACUGCUUCACCAACAACUUUGAUUAUUCCACAAUAUUACUGCUACUGAGUCUGUUUCCAACAACAGAGCCAUCCUGGCUAUUUUUGGUGCUGGCAGCUGCCCACAGCCAUCCCCACAGCUAUUGCCACCACUCGGUCACCAACAACGCAGUCAUCCCACAACUAACCCACUGGUCAACAGCAACAACCGAGUACCAUCCCACCUUUAAUACUACCACUCAGUCACCAGCAACAACACGGCACAUCACAACUAUUACUGCACUGAGUCGCAACAACGGCACAGCCAUCACAACUAUUGCACUGGUCACCAACAACAACACAGCCAUCCACAACUAUUAUGCCACUGUCAACACCCUCACAUCUACUCACACAUCCAUUGAGUCAACACCACUAUCAUCUACCUACUCAUCUUCUGAGUCAACACCCCUCACAUCUACCUCCACGUCCAGUGAGUCAACACCACUAUCAUCUACCUACUCAUCUUCUGAGUCAACACCCCUCACAUCUACCUACACAUCCAGUGAGUCAACACCCCUGACAUCUACCUACUCAUCUUCUGAGUCAACACCCCUGACAUCUACCUACUCAUCCAGUGAGUCAACACCCCUGACAUCUACCUACUCAUCUUCUGAGUCAACACCCCUCACAUCUACCUCCACGUCCAGUGAGUCAACACCACUAUCAUCUACCUACUCAUCUUCUGAGUCAACACCCCUCACAUCUACCUACACAUCCAUUGAGUCAACACCACUAUCAUCUACCUACUCAUCUAGUGAGUCAACACCCCUGACAUCUGCUUCCACAUAUACUGUGAUGAGCACAACGACCACUAACCCGUCUACAACAACGACCACUAACCCGUCUACAACAACGACCACUAACCCGUCUACAACAACGACCACUAACCCGUCUACAUCAACGACCACUAACCCGUCUACAACAACGACCACUAAGCUGCCUACAACAACGACCACUAACCCGCCUACAACAACGACCACUAACCCGUCUACAUCAACGACUCCCAUUCCGAUUACGACAACAUCAGCUCCAUCCGGGUGUAAUGAGGAUUUCCUUCACCUGAUAGACGAUAACCCGGAUGUUGACCCCAAGUUGUCAGGAUGUGACGUGGAUAACUUCGAACGUUGCCGGAGGGACGAUAAGAAGCAGCCUCGGUGCCUGUGUCUGAUUGGCUAUGAGAAGUCUGAGCAGGCAAUUUCAACUUGCAAAGAGGUGAUGGAACAUCAGAGUUCAUUGAAAUUGAACAGGACGUGGACCGAUGACUACUGCAAAAACGACUCCGACGUUUACAUCACACUCCUGGGUGACAUGCAGAAGGUGUACCGCGUGGCAGCCAAUGACAGCGGCAUGAUGGACGAGUUCCAGAGGUUCGACCAGAUGGUGGUGAGCCGCAUAGACGACACCAACGCUUGCAACACCCCGCACAAUAUUCCCACUUCCAGACGGAGACGACAUACACGUGACAUUGGGGGGAGGAACCUCACCUCCAGCAGACAGUCCGCCACCAUCGUCAAGAGAAGACUUAAAAGAUCACAACCUGAAGCUGACAUCCAGGCCGCCACGGUGAAAGAAGUGGGGUUAGUGGUGCAAGGUCAGGUAACCUUCAGGAGGACCGAGAGUUACAACAGCACCACCAACAAGCAGCUGCAGGAUGCCCUGGUCUAUGUCGUAGUCAACACCAGCGUCAGUCAGGAUCUCGACCUUUAUAUUUAUACCGACAGCAUCGAAGUGGAUGACGUGAAGAGUAAGCCGUGUGGUGUAGUGGUUUGUAGUAACCCGCUCGCCACCUGCGUCAACAAGACGGACCCCAUCCUCAAGGUAAAAGGAUACUGCCAAUGUAACCCAGGGUACAAAGACUUCUCCCCUAACAACGUUUCCUUCCCGGGCGAGAUCUGCAUCACACCGUGCGCCUCCAACUACUGUGCUAACGGCGGUCAGUGUGCUCAGGAGUCGCCCUUCUACGACCCUUUCUGCAAGUGUUCUCACUGGUACUUCACCAAGGAAAAAUGCUCCCUGGACUUGAGAAUGGUGAUCGGGAUAGUGGUGAGCGCCGUGAUCAUCAUAGCACUACUGGUCGCCACUUUCAUCUACAGAAGAAGACAAACAGCUUGUGAGACUCUCUCCUCCGAUACCAGGAGUGACGCUGAAUUUUACACGAGCGGGAACUACAACGAUGCUUACUGGACCCUCACCAGGAACCCCGAGGUGCUGCAGGCAGGCGAUGAUGGGCGCCGAGAAACUCCAACACAUGGCGUCCGCGGCGACAGACAAGAGAGUCCAGUCGGCGUUUACGGGGGACUAGGGAGUCCGGCCGGCGUCCAAGGGAGACUAGAGAGUCCAGUCGGCGUCCAAGGGAGACUAGGGAGUCCAGUCGGCGUCCAAGGGAGACUAGGGAGUCCAGUCGGCGUCCAAGGGAGACAAGGGAGUACGGCCGGCGUUCAAGGGAGACUAGGGAGUCCAGUGAUGCUGCCCAGAGUUAACCUUCGUCCUAACCUUAUAGAGUCUCGCCUCUUCCGCUCGGAGGAGGACCUACGACCCACAAGUGAAGCCUUCAGGGACCCAGACCAUCCAGACUGGCAAAUCAGCCAGAACAUUCCUCGUGUUCGUCGAUCCUUUGAGCGAACAACUUUAUAAUUAAUGACGUCCCUGUGUCAUUCCACACUAUUCCUCAACACUUGAAGCUGCUCUACCAUCAUCCUGACUGUCCUGAAGCUGCUCUACAGGUACCAGAUCGUUCUACAUUGCUUUACACCGUCCUGAAGCUGCUCUACAAUCAUCCUGACUGUCCUGAAGCUGCUCUACAGGUACCAGAUCGUUCUACAUUGCUCUACACCGUCCUGAAGCUGCUCUACAGGUACCAGAUUGUUCUACAUUGCUCUACACCGUCCUGAAGCUGCUCUACAACUACCAGAUUGUUCUACAUUGCUCUACACCAUCCUGAAGCUGCUCUACAGGUACCAGAUUGUUCUACAUUGCUCUACACCGUCCUGAAGCUGCUCUACAGGUACCAGAUUGUUCUACAUUGCUCUACACCGUCCUGAAGCUGCUCUACAAAUACCCGAUCGUUCUAAAUUGCUCUACACCGUCUGACGGCGAGCCUGUAUUUUUCAAGUCACUCUCCACUUGUGUUCAGUGAGCUUCUUUUACCUUUAUCCUCUUCGCCACUGAUCGGUUCGUUAGCCGCUUGUCUCUGUUACGCACUAUGGGCAAGUA
Homarus americanus (American lobster) is the source of this 3579-nucleotide messenger RNA. RefSeq lists its product as uncharacterized. The record is from RefSeq and is a predicted model, not a curated record. Bases 1 to 3000 code for a protein of 999 amino acids. Lineage: Eukaryota; Metazoa; Arthropoda; Malacostraca; Decapoda; Nephropidae. The transcript is spliced from 12 exons.